Sphaeroforma arctica JP610 is the source of this 1482-nucleotide messenger RNA. RefSeq lists its product as hypothetical. The record is from RefSeq and is a predicted model, not a curated record. Lineage: Eukaryota; Ichthyosporea; Ichthyophonida. The transcript has a single exon. The coding region runs from base 164 to 1339 and encodes 391 amino acids.
GUUGUAUUACCGAUCAAUCGAUUAUACCUGAUAUGCAUCUGACAAUGCCAAUCGAUAAUAUUUUAGCAAAAUAUGUAUAUAGUAAAAGUUGAUACCAUGUACAAAUGUAUAUUUAAAAACAGUUAGUUGAUCGUACUUGCACUUGCACUAAGUAUUGUUAGUGAUGGUGAUUCAAAGCAAUAAUGAUGGGGUUGCCUAUGUGCAGGAAUGUUUGUCAGACGCCUCAGUAAGGCAUGUUUCUAUAUCAAACACAGCAUCUCAAAGCAAUACAGACGCAGCCGUAUUUUCAUACGAGUAUCCUUCUGACGAUGUCACAGUUGCGAAAUCUAGUAUACACAAUGAUACAAAAUGCAUAAAGGUGGAUAGGCAAGGAGACACAGAAGUUUACGCAAAGGUAGACACGUCUGUCGAUAGUGAUUCGUCAACAACAUCAUCCGUGAGUGCACGGGUGCGCGCUAGAGCUAAGAAAGUAUCAAGGCAAAUACGGCUUAAGAUGCGCAAUGGUUUAGAUUUGAAUUAUAGAAAGUUUUUGCUGGGGACUAUAUCGGUUAUUCUGUUCUGCUUGUCUGCUAUGUACAUACGAGAGUACGAUGUUGUCGGUACAUUUUUAAUUUGGGUGGAGACAGCGCCAGUUUGGACAGCGACGCUGGCGUUUUCAGCUUUAUACUUCUUUGUGGCUUUGCCCAUUGGGUUUGGCUACUUAAUACUUAAUCUUGGUGCAGGAUAUCUGUACGGAUUGUGGGUGGGCAUGCUUGUCACAGUCAUAUCUUCGUCAGUAGGAACCUUCUUAGCAGUCGUCAGUUGCCGCUUUUUCCUUCACGACUGGGUACAUUCAAAAAUAGAAAGUUACCCAACCAUGGGAGCGCUGUUGCGAGUGGUCAAUGGGCCUUCGAGGGUACGCGUUAUAAUUCUAUCGCGUCUGUCACCCUUUCCUUACGGCUUACAGAAUGCUGUUUUCUCCUUAUGUAACGUCGGGAUGGUGAAAUUCUCGUUAAUCUCUUUUCUAGCUUGCAUACCCAUGCAAUUUCUCAAUACGUGGAUGGGUACAAAGCUCAAAAGCAUUCAAGACGUGCUUGCUGGAGGUGGCUCAAUGGAUGCUAUGACAUACGCAUUGUUUGUUGGACAACUAGUUGUGGGUGCUCUUCUCUUAGCGGGCGUUUUGUAUGCAACCAAAAUCGAAUUCCAUAAAAUGGUUGGAGAAGAGUCUGGGGGCAUUGACUUGGAGUGUGGGUCUGGUGAUCAUACGCCUACACACGUGAGCUAUCAGCCAGUAGCAUCCGAAUCAGAUUCAGAUGACGAAAUGGAAGACACCGCAUCCAUCAUCUCAGAAGAGUUAUGAACAGUCAAGCACCAAUAUGAUAACAAAAUCACAAAACUACAAUUUUAAAGAACAGCUGGCUUUAUGCCGGUCGCAUCAGAGAAGCUAUUUAAACGAAUCCAGCGAAGUCUCGUUGUGAGAGGAAUACCUCGGAAUAAAUAAAU